Molecule: messenger RNA, 1023 nt
Organism: Dufourea novaeangliae
Lineage: Eukaryota; Metazoa; Arthropoda; Insecta; Hymenoptera; Halictidae
Product: peptidyl-prolyl cis-trans isomerase-like
Exons: 3
Coding region: 156-800 (214 amino acids)
Biological process (GO): protein peptidyl-prolyl isomerization; protein folding
Cellular component (GO): intracellular membrane-bounded organelle
Molecular function (GO): peptidyl-prolyl cis-trans isomerase activity
Source: RefSeq, a predicted model, not a curated record
UACACUCGAUACAAAACUGAAAAUCACUAUAUGUUAUAUAAUAAUCUCGGAAAAUAACAUUUAAUAAUUCAAAACAGUAAAUAGAGAUUAUAUUACAUGUGUAGAAAGUAAGAUUGCGUCGAUUCAAAUUGAUUUCAUAGCAAGAACAUUGGAACAUGGCGUUGAAACUGGUCAGUCGACUGCCAAUUGAUUCGACCUUCAGCCAUUUGAGCCAUUUGGUAGCCACCGCCCGACCGGGACGAUCGUCUUUUACUUUGCUCGCACGAACGUUAGCUGUUUCUGCCAAAAUGACGUCUUUGCCACUGGUCUUCUUUGAUAUGAAAUCCAAUGAUAAGCCUGUGGGUCGGAUCGUGAUGGAGUUAAGAAAAGAUGUGGUUCCAAGGACUGCAGAAAACUUCCGAGCACUUUGUACUGGUGAAUGUGGUUUUGGCUACAAAGGAAGCACUUUCCACAGGGUGAUCCCAAAUUUCAUGUGUCAGGGUGGCGAUUUUACUAAUCAUAAUGGCACUGGUGGAAAAUCCAUUUAUGGUGGAAAAUUUGACGACGAAAACUUCCUUUUGAAGCAUACCGAACCUGGUAUUCUAUCUAUGGCAAAUGCUGGUCCUCACACUAAUGGUAGUCAAUUCUUCAUUACCAUCAACAAGACAAGCUGGCUCGAUGGCAAGCAUGUUGUAUUUGGAAGAGUUAUUGAAGGAAUGGAUGUUGUUAAAAAGCUGGAGGCAAUGGGAUCAGAGAGUGGCAAAACUUCAAAGAAGAUCAUCAUAGCUAAUUGUGGACAACUGUGUUCAUCGUUUGACUAGAUACUGUAAUAUCUCUCCAUUUUUAUUUAGCUGUUGCAUACAACUGUUGCUGUCUUUAUCAUAUAACUCGUCCAUUCCAAUCAUCACCUUUUUUCUUUAAUAUCAUUUUAAUACUCUGUAAAAAAAAUGUACAUCUUUGAAGUGGAAACAAGUCAUCUACACUGUAUUAUCUUUGACUACAAAUAAUAGAAAACUAAAUACACUACAUCUUUUUAUUACUAGA